Messenger RNA from Aspergillus luchuensis, 468 nucleotides. Its product is annotated as putative stress response RCI peptide. Gene Ontology annotation, cellular component: fungal-type vacuole lumen; fungal-type vacuole membrane. The transcript has 2 exons. Gene Ontology annotation, molecular function: ubiquitin protein ligase binding. Lineage: Eukaryota; Fungi; Ascomycota; Eurotiomycetes; Eurotiales; Aspergillaceae. The coding region runs from base 1 to 468 and encodes 155 amino acids. Gene Ontology annotation, biological process: endosome transport via multivesicular body sorting pathway. The record is from RefSeq and is a predicted model, not a curated record.
AUGUGUGGUUCAGAUAUCUUUCUAGCAAUUCUCGCUGUUUUCUUCCCCCCAGUUUCGGUGUGGAUCAAAGUAGGCAUUUGCACGGCCGAUUCCAUCAUCAACCUUGCUCUCUGCUGCCUUGGCUACGUGCCUGGGCUUUUACACGCCUGGUACAUUAUACUCAAGUACCCCGAACCAGAUUAUGAUGACCCUAGCUAUGAGCCUCUUCCUGGCGAUGCGGAAAACGGUCGCGUAACAUAUUACUAUGUUUCCCACCAACCGAUCCAGCACCCCUCCCAGAGGGGCUAUGGUACAAUGCCGCCACAACAGCCCCAAGCAGCAAACGCCCCGCCACAGAACCGGCAACCUACCCCGAAUCACCCUCAUGAACAAGCCCAAGCUGGCAGCAGCAGCCAGGACCACCCGGAUAGUCGCCCACCUCCUACCUAUGCUGAGGCCGUGAAGGGAGAUCAUAAAGUGCAGGACUGA